UAAUGAUCGCAGGCAUGAGAGAGGAGCCAGGAAUCUAGACGCUCGAGUUUCAGUCAUUUCGAUCUCUGGGCGAUCGCGGGACGAGGCACGCGCGACUGGAGCGCGUCAUCGUCAUGGCAGGAAGUAGGCGAAGCGACGGGCGAUAAUGUCAAGGAGACGACGAUGGAGGGCGAGCGACGACAUCCGCGAGCAACACUCAGCGAGAGCGACGAGAUCGAGAACUCGGACGAGAGCAGCGACAGCAGACCAUCUGGGGAGAGAUGGGCUCCGGUUGGCGCCAACGACGGCGACAAUGAGUUCGCGGAUGAGUAUAAAUACGUCAACGCCAAUGUGGAAAACCUCGCAUAUGACAUAGAGAGGGUAAAGAUGUUGGAGGAGGAACAAGAAAUGUUGAACUCAUCUCUGAUAGCAUUAACCACUCACUUUGCUCAGGUUCAGUUUCGUUUACGACAAAUUGUAGAUGCACCAACCAGUGAAAAGGAGACGCUACUUAAAGAGUUGGAAGAAUUUGCAUUUAGGGGAAUACCAGAUGUACCGAAUAGCUUACUGUUAGAGAGCGGAUCUGUCACACCAAUCUCUCCCAUGUCCUGUGAUCCAAGUGUGACUGGUGUCAUUACGGAUGCAGAGGUUGAAUCGAAAAUGGCAUUGCAACGGACAAAACAGAGAGAAUUAAUAAGUCAGUUGAAAUCCCAGCUGGAGGAUCUGGAAAAGUACGCAUAUGAGACGGGCGACGCCGAUCUACCGCAGAGCAUUAUUUUGGAAAGACAAAAUAUCAUAAUCAGUCACUUGAAAGAAAAAUUGAACUUUAACGUCGACGAUCUGUGUAAAUUACCAGCGGACGAUCUCAGAUGGCAAGUUGAUUACGCUAUAAGUCAAAUUGUUAGCCCGUUGAAGAUGAAGGAGCAAUUGGUCUCUCAGCUGAAGACGCAGAUCGCCGAUCUGGAGCGUUUCAUAAAUUAUCUUCAAGGCGAGGUCAGCACAGAGACCCUGGCGUGUACAUGUGCGUGUCCGGUACACGCUGGUGGCACUUCGUCGUCCUCUUACGGAUCCAAACGACGCUUCGAUCGUGGGAAACCCGUCGAAGAUGAAGCGAGUGCCACUAAUCAAACCAGGACCCUAAACACCGUGCGCAAAGUGGUUGCGCUUUUGCAUAUGUUUUUGAUGUCGCAAUUAGGUUGCGGCAGCGAACGCGUACGUCGGAAUUUUGGCAGUAAUAGCAAGAAGAAUCCCGUGCAUAAUUGGCGCGACCUACGCACUAGAUUGGACAUCGCCGUGGAACACGUGUUGGAAACUAUUACAGAAUUGUCGCAGCAACAGCAGCAGCAGCAGCAGCAGCAACGUCACCUCGACGACGAGGACGAGGACAUCGACGAUAUCGAUGACAACGAAAACGACUACACGUCCGACUCGGACUCGGCAUCGCACGCGAACGCGAAGCUUACGUCCGCCGUGAGAAAACACCUCGCCACCUCGGUCAGGGAUCUCAUGCAGCAUGGUUUGACCGCGGACGUGCUGCGCGCCGCUUCCAGCGUGGUGCCGUUCGUCGGUUGCUUCCCGCAACGCGACGUCACGUCGGCGAAUUUUAUGCAUGCCUGGGAGCUGAUACUGAAAUACUACGAGAUUAAGAAUGGACGCCGUUACAAUUCCAGCCCCGCGCAGAAGUUGUCGCAGAGCUUCAAUCUUGAUCUUGCAGCCGGAAGAAUAGCUUCCUCGAAACAGAGCUUACUGACGACUAUAGGCAAUAUCAUUGCUUCUCAUAGUCCAUACAAACGAAGUUACGAUUCGCAUUUCAAGGCGUUUGUAUGCGCAGCUCUGAACGCGAAUAAACUUGUAAUAUGGCUGAAGUUAAUCCUACAAUGCCAGUACCUUCUGGAAAACUAUUAUCUCUCAUGGAGCUACGUUGUAAAAACAGGUUUCCAGGAUGCAUUUCACACUUUGGAUCGCCUUACCAAUUACAAGUUCGACUUGCCGGUGGAUUUGGCCGUACGACAGUUUCAGAACAUAAAGGACGCGUUUUGAUUGUUAUCAAUUUUAUCAUUAUCAUUUCACGCAAAUGACAAUGUAGAAUGUAAGGUGUAUCUUCAGUACUUUCUGUAACACAAGAGUAUAACAAGAGUGGACGAUAAUAAUAUACAAACCGAGUCGAUAAGAAUAGAACAGUUAUAUAGCUCUCUUGAAUUUAAAAAUAUGCAAAGUGAUACAAAGAACGUAAUUUAGGUAAUACCAGAGGACAAAAACUUACUCAAAUAUGAUUUCUUUCAUUAUUAUUAAUAUUCGGAAAUCAUUGUUUCCUCUAACAAAAUGGUAUUUCUGCUAAAUGUAAAAAAUUUUAAUACUAUCUGAAUCAUGUUUUAUAUAUUUCCUUUAUACUUUCAAUUUAAGAGAGAUAUUUAAGUGAUUCUUUUCUGGAGACUCACCCUUAA
This is a messenger RNA of Pogonomyrmex barbatus (red harvester ant), 2423 nucleotides long. Its product is annotated as RUN domain-containing protein 1. The record is from RefSeq and is a predicted model, not a curated record. Lineage: Eukaryota; Metazoa; Arthropoda; Insecta; Hymenoptera; Formicidae.